Messenger RNA from Fopius arisanus, 3072 nucleotides. RefSeq lists its product as uncharacterized. Bases 1398 to 2429 code for a protein of 343 amino acids. The record is from RefSeq and is a predicted model, not a curated record. NCBI's taxonomy places the organism in Eukaryota, Metazoa, Arthropoda, Insecta, Hymenoptera, Braconidae. The transcript has 4 exons.
CAUUUUCAGUUGUCGCUUAUUUAGUUUGAUGUUUUAUUUGGUGCACGCCCGAGUGAUUUUGGACGUUACAGUACCCGAGGUACUUCCUGCCCAACCGUUUGUUAUAAACACUGUUUAUAAGCGUCACUUCCUGCAUCCCGGUCAAUUGUCUCCAUAACUCGUCAUUUCUCUUUAUUGUUACUCACUCGUCGUCGAUUCGGACGAUCGAGAAUGAAAAGGUAAAUAUCAUAUGUGCGUGAUACUCUCGCAUCGGAAAUAGUGACGGGUAUAAAUUAAACGCAGUUCUGACAAUAGAGAAAAUACAAUAAAAAAACAGAAGGAUUCGUAUUUUAAACCCCCCAAUGCGAAAAUACUGUCACGCCCGAUGGCACACGCUCGUUACCUUUAUUUUUCAUCGUAUCCCUCCUUUUUUUUCGACGAAUAACGCGUCGGGCUUUCUUCCACUUCCGGUUAAAAAUAGCGGAUUAAUCAGUUUUCGUAUUAUUUCAAUGAAUAAAUAAAUAGCUGUAGGAAAGAGGUAAAUAUCUCGGAAACCGGGGGAGAUAGUGAAUUUUUGUUAGAACCUUUUUUGUAGCUCUCACUUCACUCGACGAAACAGGUUUUGAGAAAAAUUUCGCUAUCUCUCUUAGAUCCCGAGAUAUUCCUCGAAAACUAGACUAGAGAACUAGUCGACACGUUACCCUUUCCUUCUUCUCACCAGAUAUCAAAAGCAUGAAAUUCUUUAUCACAAUAAUGACGUCACGAUAUUAUCGUAGAUCAUCAUUGCCUGCAAUCAACGGCUUAACCAAUAAAAUGAAAUGAUCAUUUCCUUAUUUUAAUCACUGAAAUUCGAGGAUUGGGGAUUAAAUUCGGGCUGCAAGAGUAAAAAUAGGCAACAGGGUGAUUUCGUCGUCUUAGGUACCGGAAAACAGCUGUCGAGCAGAGCGCACGUGCUCUCCGCACCUUGCACCUGACCUCAUCCCCGUUUUUUUUUUCACUCCAAAGGGGCCAAUGAGCUGGACAUACCCUAAACCCCACAGAGUCCGUUGGAAGCGAAAAUAUCUCAGACUAAACAAGUUUAAAAGAACUUUCCACACUCACACGAUUCAUCCACCAUUAACUAAUUGAUUAACAAUUCAUUAACUAUUGAUUGACCAACGACUGAUAUUCACUUGACAGACAAAAACCCUAGGAUAAAUACAAAAAAAAAAUUCCAGUACUUUCCGAACCGUUUCUGAUUGUCAGUUGAGAUGGAAUCACAUGGGCAUUUAAAAAAUUCUCUUUACCCACAUAAUAUCCGGAUGAGGGGAGUCUAGGGUGUGGGUAUAUCGUGGACAGGAAGUGAGUCAGGUGCAGGAGUCGUGGGGGCCAGGUGACCACUUGACGCCUCGAUUAAUCCUAGUGUUAAAUCCUAUCCCAUGGCACCGGGAUUUAAACAUUUGGCUUUCAAUUCUAAUUAUCAUGUCCAGUUGAUCGAUGCAAUGGAGGAUGAUGAAUUUGGUUUCACGAGGCGCAAUGAUAAGGCCCUGAAUCGUGUUAAAAAAUUGGUGAAGAGUGAGGAGCAGGAGGUGGAUGAGCGGAGUGUGGGCAACCCUAGGGCCUUUCUCGUUGGGGAUGGAACAAAAGGCGUGGCUGAGGGAGGCACAACGUCACCGGAAACAGGAAGCCACCGGCUGGCCCACAGUCAGCGCAACGAGUCCUCUGGAUCCUCAGUCGCUCGAGAAACUCCGGACAUACCCAACGUCGUCGAGUAUCACCUCAAAGUUCAGUCCUCCGGUGCUAAGAGAAAUCCCAACAAACAGAAUAUUGAAAUGCGCACCGACAUCUCGACACCCCUCUCCUCUCGUGAGAAAACGGUUAUCUCGAAGUUAUCGCGUUUAUCAAUCGACAACAACGUGUUCGAGGGUUCGAACGAUCUGCCACAGGUGUUCCAGGUGAAGUACCUGGGCUCCCACGAUGCGAGAGGCCUCUGGGGUAUCAAGCACACGAGAAAACCCGUCGAUAAUAUGGUGGCAGCUGCUAAAUCCCUGCCAACUGAUACAAUUCUGCCCCUGGUGAAGCUCGUCGUCUCGAAGGAUGGAGUCGCUCUCCUUCCCCUGGGGAAAAUCAAAGGAGAGCCUGCCAUCGCCAAGACCUACACCAUCGAGACAAUUUCCUAUGGUGUACAGGAUCUCGUCUACACCAGGGUAUUCUCCAUGAUCGUGGUAAGGGAUUCUGGCAAUUUUCGCAAGAUUUCACCCUUCGAGUGUCACGCAUUUGUCUGUGAAUCCAAGCAUCACGCCAGACAGCUGACCUACGCUCUAGCCACAGCCUUCCAAAUUUACUCACAGAUGGUCAAGGCGUUGGGAAAGGCUGAGGACACAUCGGUCAAUGUGAAGAAACGAUUUGCCAUCGAUUUACGAACACCCGAUGAAAUCGAGACCGAUCUGGCGAGAGACUCAGAAGCUUAAAAAUAUUGGGAAAGCCUACUCUCAUCAGAUAUUAUGUACAUGUGAAUAUGAAAUUUUUAUUAUGACUGAUUCAGCAGUGAAGGUGUGCAAUGAGAUUUAAUUCAUGUGCUGGAAGAAAAAUUUAUUUAGUCCUCCACUACUGAAUCACCUCGAGAUUUUAUUCCCUGUAAAUAUUCUUGUAGAAAUAUUCUCCAUUUAUUCAUUCCAACUUGUAUUUUUUUUUUUUUUUCGACGAAGAAGCAGAUGUGUCUCUGAACACGAAUGGCUAGUUAUCCAAAGAUACUGAUUACAGAGAGUCAUCAAACUCUCGAACUCUUCCUUCAAUUUACUUUGCUAACUGCCGGAUUAUUAUUUUACAGAGGUACACGCUUGAAAUUAAAUAACUAUUUAAUGAAAAUGAAAUGGCCUUUCGUUUUCAACCAAUUAUCGCAGACAUAUCAAUUUAUUGUACAUACAAUCUGAUAUUUUAUUUACAUCUAUUGAUUGAUUAAUUGAAAAAUUAUUGUACAUAUCCAGAGGCAUUGGGACAUUGUGUAAGUUAUCUGCUUUUGCUUUCUUGGUGAACAGUAUUACCUGGACGAUUUAACGCGAGAUUAAUUAGAAUAUGUGAAAUUAUGUGUGAAGAAUAAAUUUAUGCCAAUUA